AUGAGCGAAAACUAUCCCCGUGUGAUUGAAGUUGACGCUCGAAACGAAAAUAAUAAUAAUAAUAAUAAUAUAUUUAAAAACGUUAUUAAUAAAAUAAGGAUUGUAAAUAUAUUUAAGAGUAAAAAAGAUCCGAGUGAAGACGUAGGUUAUGGAAAUGAUGGUACCAUUAAGAAGGAGGAUUAUCAAAUUGCAAUUUGUCAAGAUGGAAAAUUUGCUGUUACAUUUGAUACGGCAAACCUUCGGGUCAAAAUAUUGGAAAAUACCGAUCAUCGUCAACCAAGGUUCAAUAAGAAGAAGGAGGUAGAUUCCAGCAAUCAAAAUGAAUCCAAUGGGUCCGUUGAGAUUGAUAAAACAAUCGCUUAUUUUAAAAUAAAUGAUGACUUCAGUAUUAACAAAUAUUAUAAGACAACAUAUAAGCCUCUUCCAUUUAAAGAAACUCAUGGUGUUGGUUCUUCAAACAGUGACGAUAUAACAAAAGAAAAUAUCUCGAAAAAGGAUGAUAAAUUUAGAUGGUCUUUUGAUAUAUCGAAUAUGUAUAAAAAGAAUGAUACUGAAUAUUUUAUUCUUGUCUCCAUAUCUCGUGUAAAAAUUGACGAGGAUAUGAAGGGUACAAAAGAGAAAAAUAUUAAAGUUACAAAGCUUGAUUAUAAAAGAGAAUAUCUUAGUUCAAAGAAAUUUAAAUGUUCGUCGCCGUCUGACGAUUGUGAAUUAGACGUAAAAAACAAUAAAUUUUACGAAACUCAUGAUACUGCAGUUGAUAUACAAUCAGUACCUAAAAGUGAAAAUUUUAAUGCUCCAGACGAUAAUAUACUUGAAAAAACCGAUGAAAUCAAAAAAGGAAUUUCUAUUUAUCGUCUUGAUUUCAUAAAAAAUAAAGAAAUUGAAGUAAAUUAUGUUCUCAAAGCUGUAACUUGUUAUCAUUCUGACGUAAUUUCAGGGAUAUGUAAGUUUAUAGAUUCAGGUGAAGUCGAUAAAGACAAAUCGUGUGAUACUCAACAAAGAAGAUUUAUAAUAUUGAAUUUCCGUGGGAUAUAUAAUUUUGAAUUUAGUGAUUAUUGUGAUUAUUUUGAUUUAAAUGAGAAAUUUGAAUAUCCACAAAGUGUUAGAUAUGAAUUGGACAACUGGUUUACACGUACAGAUGAUGAUUGUGAUGAUUGUGGUGAUUGCAUGGGACGACUUAUCUCAUGUAUUUACAAUAAAUAUUUUUUAGUUACACAAUACAAAAAUAACGUGCAAUCUCUUGAAGAUUACAACUUUGCUUUACUAGAGGAAUUAGUAUUGUUAAGUUGUAUUAUAUGGAAAAUGGUUUACAAAUCGCAUCAAAGAGGCGAAUGUCCAAAAGGAGUGAUGAUAUCUUUAGUUUGGGAUUUAUAUAAUACCGGUAAAGUUGAAAUAUCGAGGUUAGAUAAUUGUCCAAUUACUCGUUUAGCUAGAACUUCAGGAAAUAUUUUACUAAUUGAAGAUAAUGGAAAAGUUUCAUCAGUCCUUAAAAAAGUUGAAGAAAAUUUAAAAUUAAAAAAAGUUGAUUACAAAAUGAUAACAAAUAAUAAAUGUCAUAUAGAUUUUAAACCAGUUAAUGACACUGAACCAUGGGUGUUGAGUAAUUGCGAGAGGAAAUUUUAUUGUCUUUACCAUAAUAAAGAAGGAACACAAACAAAUACUUUACAACUAAUUGUUGGUAGAUCAACUGUUCAAAUUUGGCAUCAAAUCCAAGAUGAUAGUAAAAACAAAGAUGUUCUUCCUAACAAAGGUGAACCAUUUCUUGAAUAUAUAUGGACAAAUCGUAUUCCAGUAAAUCAAGAAUCUGAAAAAACAAGAUUACAAAUUGAAGAGUUUACUUAUGAUGAUUUAGAUAAUUUUUGUUUAAAGGUUUAUUGGCAUAUAAAAGAAAAUAAUGGAGUUUUAAAAAAGAAAGAAAAAAUAAUUAAACAAAAAGAUAUUAAUGAAAAAUUUCAUGCUGUAAGGCAUGCUUGUAAAGCAUUAGAACAUCUUAAUAAGCGUUAUAAAAGCAAACGCCUUGCAAAUAAUUACACUAGAGUACAUAAAUACGAGGAGAUGGUUGGUUACAUCAGACAUAUAGUCUGGAGAUUUGCUAAACAUGAACCAGAAAAUUUUAAAUUGUUAGAUGUUCGACAUAAUGUUAUGAAAAGUCUAAUUCUUAGUGAUUGCAAUCAUUUGAUAAAAUUUAUAUUAUUUGGAGAUGAAGAAACUGUUGAAAAUAGUAAAGAGAAUGAAGUAAAAGAGGUUGUAAUAAGACACAUACCAAGAAUUAAAUUAUGGCCAGGAAAAAAGUUUUUAAUGGAUGAUGAUCUUGACUUUGAUGAAAGGAAUGAUGGAAUAGAGGAUAAUGAAAAAAUCAUACCAGAAAACAAUAUGGAAUUAGCAAUUUAUCAUUGCAAGGGUCGCGAACUUAAGGAUACAAUUGUUAUUGCUUAUUUCUUGGAAUAUUAUACUAGACAUGCAACAGAUUAUGCGGGUUGGAUGUGUACUGUUUCUAAAGCCAUUCCUUUAUUAUUCAAGUAUAAUUAUGACGAUUAUGCUAGAAAGUUAUUUUAUAAAGAAUGUUUUGCAGAUCAGGAUCACUUCUCAGCUCUAGAUCCUAAUGAGAUAAUUCCAGAGGAAUACCGAGAAAGGCGUAAUCAUAACAUCAAGUUUAGAGCAUUUAGACCUAUAAUCGAAUUAAGGACUGAUAAAUAUGAAUUAUAUUAUAAGAUCCUAAACCCAUUAGUGGAUUUUAAGAAUAAAAUGAUCAAAAGAUAUGAAAAUUUUGAUAACAAUCUUGGAAAAUCGCCAUUAGCUCUACGUGUAGUUCCCCUUCCUAGCUUUACUGUAAAUGACAUUCCAAGGAAAAAAGAAAAGUAUAAUUUGAAAAAAAACCUUUUAAAUAUUUUUUUGUUCUUAUUUAUACCACGAUGGUAUCAGAUUGGUCGAGGUGAUGUGAAGAAGCUAAGUCCUUUUUCUAGGAUGAUAUUAUAUGAAAAUAAUGAUGAUAUUUAUGACAAUCCAGCAACUGAAGCAGUUGUCGAUUUUCGUUGGAGAGAAACAAGAAAUUUCUUUUUUUUACUUUUUCUUCGAUUUCUUAUUUUUGCCAUUUGCUUUACAUUAGUUAGCUGGGCAUAUAUGGAUCACACAACUAUUAUCAAUCAAAAUUUUUUGUUAACAUUAAUUAUUAUAUUCUAUUAUUUGGCAAUUUAUCAACUUAUUACUGAAGCUUUACAGUUUCAUUAUCGUGGAUUUAAAAAAUAUUUUGAUUUUCUAUCUCCGUCUAAUACCAGGUUUAUAUUACUCAGAAAUCCUACGAAUAUUAAAAUCAAAGAUACUACAUUCAGUGGAAAUGCAACAAAUGAUUCAACAAAUGAAACAUUUCAUAUUGAACUUAAAUCCGAUUUUGAUCCAAAAUCAAUUGAUAAUCCAUUUUCAUCUUUUUAUGAAGCAUUAAUGGCAGCAUAUUUUUGGAUCGGUGGUGAUUGGGUUCAAAGAGAUGAAUUUAGUUAUUGGGCUGUUGAUCUAUUUACUUGGAUUGCUAGCAUAAUCCUUGUAUACGUUUUAUUAAAUAUGUUGAUUGCUUUUAUGACUGGUGUAUAUGAAAAAGCAGAAAUUAAAGGUAGACAAACUUCAUUAAGACUUCGAGCAAAUCAUAUAGCAGAUUAUGAAGCAUUACAUCAUAUUAAUUUUUGGGAACCUGAACCUGAACCAAAAAAUAUUUAUUAUUUUGGUCAAUCCAAAAAUUUUGAAGAAUGGUAUAAUACAAGAAAAAAUCAAGGUUCUAUUUAUAAAGAAUUUGAAGAAAAAUCUACUUUUACAAAACAUAUUUUUAAAGAAAGUGAUUAUGAUAAAAUUUCAAUUUGGAAAUAUGAUGAAAAUGAUAUCAUGAAAGAAAUUGAAAAAAUUACAAUCAUAAAAAAUGAUUUAAAUAAUAAUAUUGAUUAUUUUAUUAAAAAAUUUUCUGAUUUAAAGAAUGAAAAUGAUAAUGAUAUUAAUAAUGAUGAAAUUAAUAAUAUUAUUAAUAGGAUUAAAGAUUUUGAAAAUAUUCAAAUUAAAAAUAUUUUGAUAGAUUAA
This is a messenger RNA of Rhizophagus irregularis DAOM 181602=DAOM 197198, 4059 nucleotides long. The record is from RefSeq and is a predicted model, not a curated record. Lineage: Eukaryota; Fungi; Glomeromycota; Glomeromycetes; Glomerales; Glomeraceae.